AGAGAGAGAGAGAGAGAGAGAGAGAGAGAGAGAGAACAGCUGCUCUCUAGAUAUGAAAGCCUAAGAAAUAGGAAAAUAUUCUGAGCAGGAGGCAGCCCCUGGGGGAGAAAGAGAAAGGGAGGAGGGCACGUAAGUGGCCGCGCACUCCACACUCUCUCUCGCUCCGACCAACAGGAGGAGAGGCUGCGCAGGGGGUGUGUGUAUGAGGCGGAGGGAGGGCGAUAGUAGGGGCGGGGAGAAGUCGGGCGCCGGGGCUCCUCCGGCUUCCCUCGGCUGCCUCUCUGUCUCCUUUUUCCCGGUGAGCUGAGCAGCAGAGAAUGAGGCACAACUUCAAGGGCACCGGAGGGGAGAGUGGCUCGCAUUUCUUCUCCCUCCGCGAGCUACUGCUGUUGCUACUCUGCCCUUAUCCUGAUCUCAGCGGGCGGGUGCGAGUGCCAGUGGCUGUGUGAGUGAGUGCCUGUAUGUGAGUGUUUGUGUGUGUGUGUGUGAGUGAGUGCCCGUGUGUGUGUGCGCGAGUGAGUGCCUGUGUGUGUGUGUGUAUGUGUGUGUGUGCUUGCCUGCGCGCGCGCUCGCGUGUGUAUUUCCUCUCCUCCCGCACAUAGGGAUUUGCCGCUGCCGCAGCCGCGGUUCGCCUCUGCCGCUGCUGCUCUAGCCCGCUGUGCAUGGGGAGUCUUUCUGGGGUGUCUGGCUUUGUGUUUCCCCAACAAACAUGAUCAAGGCUAUCUCUUCCUGAUCGGGAUCUAUUUAAAGGAGGGAGCGAGGCGUGUUUCCUACUAGCGAGGAGAAACGCACCCUGGAAGGAAAAAAAAAAAAGCAAUCACACCCCCCAAAACCAGGUUGGGAGACUUGGAAAUUUAUUCAAGCAGCAACCAUGAUGAAAUUAAAUCAUUCGCCAACCCUUCCACUGGGAUAUUUACUAAGCUCUGUGGCUCUCUUGCUUUUCCACCUGGACAAAAUAAGUGCUGAAACUGAAGGUGAAGGAACUGGAAAUGAUACAAAUGAAUGUACUGGCUCUUAUUAUUGUAAGAAGGGUGUGAUUUUGCCCAUAUGGGAGCCCCAAGAUCCUUCCUUUGGAGAUAAAAUUGCUAGAGCUACUGUGUAUUUUGUGGCCAUGGUCUACAUGUUCCUGGGGGUAUCUAUCAUUGCUGAUCGAUUCAUGUCCUCAAUAGAAGUCAUCACAUCGCAAGAAAAAGAAAUAACCAUAAAGAAACCCAAUGGAGAGACCACCAAGACCACAGUGAGGAUUUGGAAUGAGACAGUAUCCAACCUGACACUGAUGGCUUUGGGCUCCUCAGCACCUGAGAUUCUCCUUUCUGUGAUUGAAGUUUGUGGCCAUAACUUUACUGCUGGAGAUCUUGGUCCCAGCACCAUUGUUGGAAGUGCUGCGUUCAAUAUGUUCAUCAUCAUAGCUCUCUGUGUCUAUGUGGUUCCUGAUGGAGAGACAAGGAAGAUUAAACAUUUGCGAGUGUUCUUCGUGACUGCAGCAUGGAGCAUCUUUGCCUAUACCUGGCUUUAUAUGAUUCUGUCUGUCAUAUCACCAGGGGUUGUAGAAGUCUGGGAAGGUUUGCUUACUUUCUUCUUCUUCCCCAUCUGCGUUGUAUUUGCUUGGGUUGCAGACAGAAGGCUUCUGUUUUACAAAUAUGUCUACAAGAGGUAUCGAGCUGGCAAGCAAAGGGGAAUGAUUAUUGAGCAUGAAGGAGACAGGCCCCCUUCCAAAGCCGAAAUUGAAAUGGAUGGAAAAGUGGUCAACUCUCAUGUCGAUAACUUCUUGGAUGGUGCUCUCGUUUUGGAAGUUGACGAGAGGGACCAAGAUGAUGAAGAGACUAGGAGGGAAAUGGCCAGGAUCCUGAAGGAAUUGAAACAGAAACACCCAGAAAAAGAAAUUGAGCAGUUAAUAGAACUAGCCAACUACCAAGUCCUGAGUCAACAGCAGAAGAGUCGUGCAUUCUACCGUAUCCAAGCUACCCGUCUGAUGACUGGAGCUGGCAAUAUUUUAAAGAGACAUGCUGCGGAUCAAGCCAGAAAAGCUGUCAGCAUGCAUGAAGUCAAUAUUGAAAUGGCAGAAAAUGACCCGGUCAGUAAGAUCUAUUUUGAGCAGGGGGCUUAUCAGUGCCUUGAAAAUUGUGGCACAGUGGCCCUCAAUAUUAUCCGUAGAGGGGGUGAUUUGAGCAACACUGUUUUUGUUGACUUCCGAACAGAAGAUGGCACAGCCAAUGCAGGUUCUGAUUAUGAAUUUACUGAAGGUACUGUGGUCUUUAAACCUGGAGAGAGUCAAAAGGAAAUCCGUGUUGGCAUUAUUGAUGAUGAUAUUUUUGAAGAAGAUGAGAACUUCCAUGUGCACCUCAGCAAUGUCAAAGUAACAUCAGAGGCUUUGGAAGAUGGAAUCCUGGAGGCUAAUCAUAUUGCCUCUCUUGCUUGCCUGGGCUCUCCCUCUACUGCCACUGUCACUAUUUUUGAUGAUGAUCAUGCAGGCAUCUUUACCUUUGAGGAGCCUGUGACACAUGUGAGUGAGAGUGUUGGCAUCAUGGAGGUCAAAGUGUUAAGAACAUCUGGAGCACGAGGAAGUGUUAUUGUUCCCUACAAAACAAUUGAAGGAUCAGCUCGAGGUGGAGGAGAAGACUUUGAGGAUACCUGUGGAGAGCUGGAAUUCCAGAAUGAUGAAAUAGCCAAAACAAUAUCAGUCAAGGUAAUUGAUGAUGAGGAAUAUGAGAAAAACAAGACCUUCUUUCUUGAGAUUGGAGAGCCCCGACUGGUGGAGAUGAGUGAGAAGAAAGCCCUGUUGUUGAAUGAGCUUGGUGACUUCACUUUAACAGGAAAAUCCCUCUAUGACCAACCUGUCUUCAGGAAAGUCCAUGUUAGAGAGCGUCCACUUCCCUCUACUAUAAUCAACUUUGCAGAGGAGUGUGAUGACAAGCAGCCCCUGACCAGCAAAGAGGAAGAGGAACGCCGCAUUGCAGAAAUGGGGCGCCCAAUCCUUGGAGAACAUACCAAACUGGAAGUUAUCAUUGAAGAGUCCUAUGAGUUCAAGAGUACUGUGGACAAACUUAUUAAGAAGACAAACUUAGCUCUCGUGGUGGGGACGAACAGCUGGAGAGAACAGUUCAUUGAAGCGAUCACCGUCAGUGCUGGGGAAGAUGAUGAUGAUGAAGAAUGUGGAGAGGAGAAGCUGCCUUCAUGCUUCGAUUAUGUGAUGCACUUCCUGACCGUGUUCUGGAAGGUCCUGUUCGCCUUUGUCCCACCCACAGAGUACUGGAAUGGUUGGGCGUGCUUCAUUGUGUCCAUCCUCAUGAUCGGCCUCCUGACAGCUUUCAUUGGUGACCUGGCAUCUCACUUUGGCUGCACCAUUGGCCUAAAGGAUUCAGUGACAGCAGUGGUGUUUGUUGCCCUAGGAACUUCAGUGCCAGACACAUUUGCAAGCAAAGUGGCGGCCACACAGGACCAAUAUGCAGAUGCAUCCAUUGGCAAUGUCACCGGCAGCAAUGCAGUGAAUGUGUUUCUGGGGAUUGGUGUCGCCUGGUCCAUUGCUGCCAUCUACCACGCAGCCAACGGAAAAGAAUUUGAGGUCUCCCCUGGCACACUAGCCUUUUCUGUCACCCUCUUCACUAUUUUUGCUUUCAUCAAUGUUGGGGUACUGCUGUAUCGACGGAGACCGGAGAUUGGAGGUGAGCUGGGUGGGCCCCGGACUGCCAAGAUCCUCACGUCCUCACUUUUUGUCCUCCUGUGGCUCUUGUACAUUUUCUUCUCUUCCCUGGAGGCCUACUGCCACAUAAAAGGCUUCUAAAAGAACAAUCAGAUAUAGUAAAUUUAUAUAUAUAUAAAUAUAUAUAUAAAGAUGUAUGUAUAAUGAACAGAGGAAACUGACACUUGUCAAGUCCACUUACCUGCUGAUGGAAUCCAGUUUCAAGAGCAUACUUUGUACGAGGGCAGAGAUAAGAGAGCCACCAAGUUCUUAUCCCAAGGGGCGCCAUCAUGUUGAACGAGGCAUGGAUGCAGGGCCAUCUUUGCAACUCUACCUAGAAGGGUGUACUCUUGAGAUUGAUAGACUACUUUUUUGGGUUUUUGUUUUUAAAAAUGACUGAUCUAAGUGCAACAUGGGCUUUCAGUUAUCAAUUAAAAUCAACCAGAUUACUUUUUUUUAAUUAAGCAUCUGGGCAAAGGAGGGGGUAUGGAAGAGGAAAAUGGGGUCAGGAGGGGGCGUUCAUUACUUUCUUACAAAAUACCAUGUUUAUCUUCAGAACUUAUGCAGAGGCAAAUCUGUUUCCCGGAAGAAAUGUGUGAGUAUAUACUGGAAAAGGACACGUAAAGGAUUCUGGGUUCAGAUGAUAUCCUAGCCACCCAAUGGGAGGCACUCUGCCAUCCUUACAUUAAUUCCUCAUUCCUAUUCAAUAAUUAUAAUGAUAACUUUUUUAGAUUCUCAAAGAAAAAAUCAUGACAAUUUAGUCCUCUCUUCUUAGCCUGACUAGCAUUAACACAGCCCCUUCCACCACCCAGUGCCCCUAGUUCCCUCCUCCAGUGUCCUUCUCCCACCAAAAUCAUAAUGAUUAGUAUCAUUAUAGCUUUCCAAGAGCACACCAUUCUUUCCAUUUGCAUAUCAUAAACCUCCAUCCAAACCAUCUGUCCUUCAGCAGUCUCUUUGUGGCCCUUGUAAGAACUAUCUUGUCAGUUUUAUUUUUGGUAACACCCAAGUCCUACCCAAUCUCAGUGCAGCCUUUUCUCAACAUUUGCUUCUUCCUCAUACUCCUGUUAGGGAAUGUUGUUCUGAUACUUCUUACACUGUGCAUGGAUUGAAAAAAAAAGAAAAAAAAGAAAAAAAUCUGUAUAUAGUAUAGUAUAACAAAAACUGUUAUUCCAUUCAGCAAUGUUGUUCGAAUUUUGAAGACAUGAGUGAGAGGUUUUUUGUUUUUGUUUUUUUUUUCACCUGUUUUUUUGUUUUUAUGUUGUAAUUGGAUUUGACUAUUGGAGUUAAGAGAAAAAAAUGGCUUAUUCUUUCAUGGAUCUGCACAUCAAUUUCUAAGAAGCAAUAAUUGACCAGGGAAGUUAUAGCUGUUGUUGGGGAGCCACCAAACAAAUCUCAAAGUAUCUGUGUAGAUUGUCAGGCUGUACAGAACUCCGAACCAAAGCACAUAAUAAUCACCAAAUUACUUUGAUGAGAGACAACAUAAAGAUCAACAAAUGAGUGAGGUGUGCCUAGGCUUUGAAAGCAUAUGGUUUUCCCAACAGUUUUUAUUUCAUAUUCUUUCUAUCUGGCAUAGAUGGCAGAAAUACUGAGGGAAGGGAUCAAAAUCUCUUUGGGAUUUGGUUUUUAUUUUUUUUGCAAGGCUAGGUCAGGUUCCAUUUUUCUUACCAUGUAUACCACUUUGUACCUCCGGUGAGGCAAUGGGGCAAGAAAGACUAAUAAGCCUUUCAAUGAGUACUUCAUCUCUAAAGAGUCAAAUAACACAGUAGGAAGUUGAGAGGUUUUAACCCUUUAAAUGGCAUGGUUCUUUUAGUUUGAAAGAACCUAGAGAAGAAAAUGAUAUCAUGAUGAAUGAAUGACUUGGCCAUGCAUCAUGAAUAGCUUUUCAUAAAAAGACACCUUAAGCCUAGGAAAUUAUUGGCCAUUUGCAUUAGUCUCAAAGUAUUAAGAUGAUAAAGUCUGGAUGUAUAUUUGUUAAACAUUUUUUCCUCAUUUUCACUUUAGUAAUCUUGUCAAAACAUACAAAAGUAAUUUAAGAGUUAAAAACAACUCAGAGAGACAGGUCUACCUUGAGAUCCCAUAUUUGAUAAAAGGGGGAAAAAGUCAUGUUCCAAUUUAAAGGAACACUAAAUCAGUUUUGUGUUGUUUUUUUUUUAAUAUUAAUAGCAUUUUUUUCAAGCACUUCAGGUCUCUUCUUUUUUUCCUAGCAUGAAAUUGAUUCAUUAGGUUAAAAUAACCCCUCAUUUAUACCUUGCUGAAUCUGGCAAUCAAUUUUUCAUUUAAUAAACAUUAAUUAAUCACUUACUGUGUGCCAGGUACUUAAAUCAAGAGUAGGACAAGUGUGUAUGCAAGUAGAGAUUCAUGUUAGUGAUUCAAAGUAAUAAGAUGAUUCAGUUUCUGUUUUUCAUGGGCAGGAUAAGGCUGCAUUAUCCCCAGCAUCCUUCUCUCCCUCUUAUCAGUUAGACGUAUUCCUGGUACAUGACGAUCAGCGGUAAACUCAAAGGCAGCUGCCUAAAUACAAAGCUAAAAUUGAAAUUGUCAAGUAAUGAUAAUCCACAUAUGUGAGUUGUAUAAUCAGUUAAAGAUUCUUUGCACACCUUUUUAGCCAUUUUGGGAAAGAUCACAUACCCAUAGAGGAUUUUCACAAGAAAAUAUAAUGAAAUCUUUGUCAAUUUCACUUUCAAAGCCGUGGAGUGUUUUGUUUUGGGGUUUGAGGGUUUUUUGUUUGGUGUUUUUUUCCUUCUUUUUUGUUCAUUAGGGAAAACAUCAAUACUAGAAUCUGGUUGUUCAGGGUUCUUAUUAAUUAUUAUUGUUAUAUUUGUGUAAAGUUAUUUCAUUUAGUUUGUUUGAUUCUUUCAUUUUGUGUGUAUUGUGCACAGAUUUAGGAAGAGAAUGCUCUUCCUUAUAAAUGGUACACAUCAUUGACACAGAUAAAUAAAGUUUCUAAUUGUUUCUGAUUUAA
This is a messenger RNA of Monodelphis domestica (gray short-tailed opossum), 6638 nucleotides long. RefSeq names its product solute carrier family 8 member A1 (gene SLC8A1). Gene Ontology annotation, cellular component: axon; sarcolemma; postsynapse. Gene Ontology annotation, molecular function: calcium:sodium antiporter activity. The record is from RefSeq and is a predicted model, not a curated record. Gene Ontology annotation, biological process: calcium ion import across plasma membrane; cell communication; sodium ion transmembrane transport. Lineage: Eukaryota; Metazoa; Chordata; Mammalia; Didelphimorphia; Didelphidae.